Nakaseomyces glabratus is the source of this 2571-nucleotide messenger RNA. It is a transcript of the gene LUG1, whose product is annotated as Lug1p. The record is from RefSeq and is a predicted model, not a curated record. Lineage: Eukaryota; Fungi; Ascomycota; Saccharomycetes; Saccharomycetales; Saccharomycetaceae.
AUGGAUACGAAUACGACUUUCCCAAGGGAUAAUGUCCCACCUGAAAUCAUUUACCAAAUUUUGACAUAUCAGUUCAAUGACUUCAUGCGCAAUGACCAGCCUGGAUCAGCAGAGAAAUUUAAUGAAAAUCUGGCAACUUUCUUAAAGAGUAACCUUACCGUGAACAAGAUGUUUUACCAUAUCUGCAGGGUCCUUGUUUACAGAUAUUGUAACUUGACAACUGCCAAGAGAUUUCAUUCAUUACUGACAUCAUUGAAGAGUAAUGCCAGUUUAAGGAACGUAGUGCAAGUACUGGACUUCCAGGAAUUGACAUCUAUUGGAUUGGGACGGACAGGAGAAAUGAAUAAAAUGAUUAAAAAUUUAACUAAUGAGACUAUUAUGGAAUUCCUACAACUAACUAGCCCCACUCUAAGAGAAUUUUUAGCUAAUGAGAAUAUCCAGGAUGACUUAGAUGCCAAUAUAAUCAAGUACCUUUUCAGUAAUAAUAAAGUCCUUAGUGUUAUUGAUUUUUGUGGGUGUUCUGGACCUAUAUUUACCAAGAGUUUCAUUGAUGCAAUAGAAGCUUUGCAACUAAGUGAUCCCAAUGGUGGAAUGUACUUUAACUACCAAAUAACUUGCUUAGGUUUAAAUGACUGCACAGAUCUCCCAAGUAAAACACUCAAGGCCACACUUCAGAUGCUACCUGAACUACAGAAACUUGAUUUGGCGCACACAUCAAUCGAUGACGAUACCUUAAUAAAUGGCAUACCGCAUUAUAAGAACUUAACUCACCUUUCGUUAGCUAUGUGCCUUCAACUAACACCAAGAGCAGUCUUAGAGUUUUUCAGUCACCAUCCGGCUGUUACAGAUGAAAAUAACACAACGACCUUGGAAUGGUUGAAUGUCAGCGCACUUACACAUUCAUCAUCUUGGACCGAGGUACACACGAUGUUUUUACUUAAAAAGUUAUGUAGGUAUGGCCACAAUAAGACUUUACAAUACCUCAAUAUCGGUGGCUUACCUCUCCAUAUAGAGGAAAUUGACUCUACUAACCCUUCUAAUGCGGAUGGUAAUGGAGCUCAAAUCAGAUUUACAAGGAAUGGAUAUUAUAUAACUACCCGUGAUACUUUACAGUUCAUAAAACUCAAUUUCCCUAAGCUUAAAAGUUUAAGCAUUAGAGGUAAUGACAUCCCAAUAUCUAAAUUGGUUGAUUUUUUAACGCCUGACCCAAAAAUGACAACCCAAUUGCAUAAAUCACUAAGUUCAACUAAUAAUUCCUCAUACCUAGCAUUACUGCAACCCCAACAGGAAGAAAUGAACGAAAACUACCAGAAACUAAGAUACCUAAAUAUAUCUGACAACGCCCAUGUCAACAGGUGGACAAUUAAUGAACAUAAAUUGUACACCAGCUGUCCUACUCUUGUUGCUCUCGAAGUAUCAUUUGACGCUUGGCAACAAAUCGAAAAAUCAAAUAGGCAACAUGAAAUUAUUGCUAUGAAACCAGCUUACAAUGUUGGGGAUACCACUACCAGUAUUGUGGACAUGGCAAGAAUGGAGCCUGUUAGAUGGAAAUGUUACAUUGACUCGUCAUACGGAAGGAGAUACUGGCUAUUCAAAACGGAUCCAUACCUAAAUAGAGGUAACCUGGAAAUGCUAACCAAUGUUACCGAGUAUGAUUCCGACGGGCACAAGAUCAUAAAGAUUAUUAACCAACCAGACUUCUUGAAAUUUGCGCAAUGCAAGAUCAUGCUUGGAUGUGGCUUGGUUCCGCAGAGUACCGUAAGGAGACAGAGAUGCUAUCGAGAUUUAAAACCACCCAUUUCACAAUUUUUCACCAGAAAUGGUGGAAUCACCUUUGGUAAUCGAGCAGUACCAAUAACAGCACCAAGAUUACCUUCUGGUGGCUGGAGAAGAAUAUACAAUAAUCUCGAAGAUGCCAAUCAGAUUGGAUCUGCAGAUGACGAGUCAAUGGGGCCCACUGAUACAAUCAUCGAAGAAGACGAAAGUAGAGAUACACCAAUGCACUACAACCAAAAUGGUCAGUCCUUUAGACCAUUGUCCUCAUCUACUGACAGUGGUGGUGCCGGCAUUGAAAGUUAUUUCCAGAGAAGAUCAUCUUCGUCUUCUUCUGUUGGAGAUAUCCGAGAGGGAUUAUAUUGGGACCGAUCAAUCCAUGAUUUACAAGCAUUUGGGUAUUCUAACACAAAUACUGGUGACAAUGUCAUGAGUGAGGAUGACAGGUAUGAGACCGACGAUGAGUAUUUGAACAACCCGGAACUGCAAAGGCGAAGGUCGCAAUUGAGCUUAUUUCUAAGAGCCUCCAACAAUCCCAAACCAGCAGUAAGAAGGCCAGGCUUAUCUAUUCUAGGUGCAACAGACAACUCUCGAUCCUCAUCAUCAAAGUCCCUCUUGACACAGUCUCAGCGCAGACCUAAGAACUACUACUACGAGCACCCAGAAGAGUUCCUGUACGACCCCAAUGACCCUGCCACUUCAGAACGGUACAGAACCCACUUCCAUCUAGUUAACGAAUACGUGGUCUUCGGCUGUGUAGAAAGAGGCAUGUACAGAUACUACAGCUUAAAGGCAUAA